Molecule: messenger RNA, 1395 nt
Organism: Plasmodium yoelii
Lineage: Eukaryota; Apicomplexa; Aconoidasida; Haemosporida; Plasmodiidae
Product: MACRO domain-containing protein, putative
Exons: 1
Coding region: 1-1395 (464 amino acids)
Source: RefSeq, a predicted model, not a curated record
AUGACGAUAGUAAAAAAUACGGCAAAGAUAUUUAUCCUUAAUAAACGAAACUUCGGAAGCUCGUAUUUAAAUAAAAAAUUAAAAACAAUACAUGAUAGGGCUUUAAAAUCACAUGUUGAUUAUUUGAGAUCAUUGGAUAUAUUAGAAGGAAAAAAUCGAAGUAUGAUAAAAGAAAUUUAUCCAAAUAAAAAAAGUGAAAUAAACGAUUUAUUUUUUGAAAGACAAAAUGAACAAGUAGAUGAUGAAAUAAAUUUAUUAGAUGUCGAUUUAGGAAAAAAUAAAUAUCAACAUGAAAUGGGAAAUAUAAUAUUAGAUCAAUUUGGAAGGAUAAAAAUAAUUCAUAAUGAUAUAUUAGAAGAAGAAGCAGAUUGUAUGCUAAUACCAAUGGUUUCUAAUUUUAUCCCACUAAGUGGGUUUGGGGCAUAUAUAUUACAAAAAGGAGGUAGAGAAUUAGUAAAAGAUAUUUUUAUAUCAAUAAAAAGUUUAAUAAAAAAAAGAAUAGAUAUAUUAAAUGAAAAUAAAGAAAAAUAUAUUAAUAGACAAUCAGAUAUUAAUAAUGAAAAAUAUUUUAAAGAAUUAAUUGAAAAUUCAAAAAAAUUACAAACAGGUGAUUUGAUAUUAACAAAAUCAAAUAAUGUUAGUGAUAAAGUUAAAUUAUUAGCUUUUUUAAUUAUGCCAUAUUUUUGGCAAGGUAAUUGUUAUAUAUCUGCUCAAAAAUUAAGAUAUGCCUUUUCUAAUUCAUUAAAAAAAUUAAAUGAAUUAUGUAUAUCAUCAGUUAUAUUACCAGAUAUAUCAUCAGGUAUAUAUGGAUAUUCUCCAAAAAAUUCGAGUAGUAUACUUAUUGAAGAAUCUAUUGAAUCAUUAUUACAAAUAAAUAGUAUAUUACCAAUUUAUAAUAUAAAUUCUAUAUCUUUUAUUGAUAAAGAUUUGAAUACUUGUAAAAUAUUUAGUGAAACACUUGAAGAUGUAUCAAGAAAUUAUUUACCACAUAAAAAAGUAAUCCCUGCUCCAAAAUAUUGGAAUAUAGCUAAUAGAAGAUUGUUAGAAAUACCAUCAAACGUUAUCUAUUUUUGUAGAAAACAUAAUAAAAUAUCUUUUAAAAAAUAUCAUGGAAUUAUUAGAAGAAAAUAUCAAAAUUAUUAUAGUAAUAUAAGACCAUUCAAAUGGCGAGCUUCAAGAGUUAUUGAGCCAAAUUCAUUUCUUUUAUAUAAACAUUCUGGAGAACCAAGUUCUUAUCAAUAUAAUCCUAAACCAUAUUACUACAAAGGUAUAUCACAUACACUUUAUAAUAUUAAUAAAAAAGGGUUAUUAAAUAUUAGAGUUGGAAAAGGUGGAAAACUCCAAGCUCUCAAAAGGGUUUCAAACAUAUCAUUAGAGACAAAACCAAGAUUAUAA